This is a messenger RNA of Neurospora tetraspora, 1695 nucleotides long. Its product is annotated as ureidoglycolate hydrolase-domain-containing protein. The record is from RefSeq and is a predicted model, not a curated record. The transcript has 4 exons. Gene Ontology annotation, biological process: allantoin catabolic process. The coding region runs from base 1 to 1695 and encodes 564 amino acids. Gene Ontology annotation, molecular function: ureidoglycolate hydrolase activity; ureidoglycolate lyase activity. Lineage: Eukaryota; Fungi; Ascomycota; Sordariomycetes; Sordariales; Sordariaceae.
AUGGCUACCCCCGUCAAGAUAAAGCUAAACGGACUGGACAUGGUGGUUGAUGCGGUACCGCUUGAACUGGAGGCGUUUAAACCAUUUGGUGAUGUGGUUGCGAAUCCACGACCUGACCUCCACCCUGCCAUGGCCGCAAAGGCCAACGACACGGCAGGCAUGCCCUUCGAUGCCAUUGUCGCCAACCAGGGGACGGCAAUCAAGUACCAGCACGUGUCACGGAUGGAAAACCUCUACGACCAGGCACUGAGCGGCCGAACCGGAGUGGCCGUCUCCAACAUGUUUGUGUGUGCAUCACGGGCGCUCCCUCGGCGACUCGAAGCCGGGGUUGAGCGUGAGGUCUUCCCGGUCACCGUCCUCGAGCGCCAUCCGUUCACCAGUCAAACAUUUGUCCCACUCCGCGCCGAUUCACAAAGUCGAUACUUGGUCGUUGUCGCUCCAAGCCUCUCGCCAAGUGCCAAAGACCAACCGCUGCCAGUUCCCUCCUCGCGGCCUCCUGGGACGAUCGCUAAUCGAGAGUUGCCGGGUCGAGGCCUACCUGACCUGAAGGGCCUUCGUGCUUUCAUCGCCACUACGGACCAGGCUGUAACCUAUGGGGCAGGCACGUGGCACUCCCCAAUGGUGGCCCUUGGCCCAGCCGACAAGGCGAUUGAUUUCUUUGUUUUCCAGUUCGCCAACGAGGUAACCGUGGAAGAUUGUCAGGAGGUUUUCUUUGGUCCAUCCACUGUCACGGUCCGCCUUCAGCCUCAGUCGAUAGCGAGUAAACUCAAACGCACAAUGAAGCCCGCGAUCGAAUCAGUCGAUGCAAGAAACAAGCUGGAAGACCUCUCUGGCAUUAAGAUCAAGCCGGGAGAGAACCCAUACGAUGCCCUCAUACAAACCUGCAAUGACCAUCCCGCCGAGAUACAGUCGUUGUAUGCCACUCAUCGACUGACACGAAACCUCCAACAGCAACAACAGUUCUUGUCAGCCGACUUUUCAGAACUGAUUAUCGACCCCGUUUUGUUUCGGCUCGAGAGACCAUCAGUCGAGCCUGGGUUCCGAGACCCACGACACUGUCUUGUCUUCUGGGCAAGACCACCGGAGCACAUAUUGAAACUGGCUUCCCAUCUGCAGACCCUCCUCCAGAAGGCGGCUCCCAAUGUAUGGCUCAUGCCCACGCACCGUAUGCACAUGACGACACUUGAGCUGGCGCACUCGCGGACCUCGGACGAGAUUGCGAGCCUUGUGUCGUCGAUACGACCGGCGAUACCGUUGUUGACGAACCUGACGUUUACGCAUCGGGCCCGGUUGGUGAGACCCAUGAUAUCCUAUGACCUCUCGGCCAUUGCCGUGUCGUUCGUCCCGGCAGCCGAGGAGAAUGACGGGUACACGUACCACCAUCUCCGCAGGGACCUGUUCGAGGCAGUGAAGAAGACUGGGGUUGAGAUCGGGUCUCGGUACGUGGUUCCUAGCGCUCACAUCACGCUCGGGCGAUAUCUCGGCCAAGAAGACCACGCAACGCCUCUGGCCCGGAAAAGCUGGAUUCAGGCGAUUGAGGACAUCAACAAAUGGCUGGAGACUCAAGUGUGGAACUCUGUCGACAGCGAGUUCACGGGGGAGUGGAUAGUCGGUCAGGAGAAAGGGCUUGAAGUGCGAGACGGGACGCUAUGGUAUGGAGGUGGUCGCACCAUCAUGGUGGGAGAAGGAUUCUAG